AAAUCAAUAGAACUACUUAACUUCACAUGUUUCCUUUAGUGCCAUUUAUAUAAUAAAGCCAUUUACUGGGAAAAAGCACAAAUGUACAAAGCCAUCAGUCCUUGUUGGGUUUCUGUUUCUGGCCUUGCAAGCACUAUUGGAGUAUCUGCACAGGGUAACAUGGGAAGGUCAUUGUUGUGGGCUGCUCUUGAAAUCAUCAGGAAAUUUCAAUCAGUUCAAAGCUCUCUGGCAUUAGUAAGGUAUUAACAAUUCAACAGUCAUGAGAUUCUUAUAUCUCUACCCAGGGCUCCAGAUAUGUUUCCAGGUUCAGUUCUAACUUUGACAUCCAGCUCAGAAUAAAUUCUAGUUAUUUGCUUUCCCAUAUGUUCCUCUUUAGAUAUUAGUUCAGUAGAUGAUGGUCAGCUCCCAGUUUUCUUACUGUCUGACGCGCAAGGGCUACACAGUUGUGGCACUGACGCUACCUGUGGAACUCCCAGCUUGUGGGAGCCAAUUCUCCCAGCCAAUUCUCUAGGCAACAUUGUGAGCAUCGCCAUCUGGUGGCUGCUAGUGGCACUGAUCCUGAUGGUUUGCUUCUUCUGUGCCCGUUUAGAAUUGCAGCUUAGCUGUUCGGAUUUUGUUCCAUGAGUCUUUUUUUUAGUUUUCCAACAGAAUGCAAUCAUUCCUCUGGCUGCUGUUAAUAGGUACCAACAUCGUUGAGCUUCUUAGGAGGAUUUCCUGGCAAAACGCCAAGUAACAUUGUUUUAGCAAUAAAGGAAAAUGUUUGUUUAAUUAUUUUGAGGCUGUUGACACUUUUCCAAGUUAAUAACAUCCCAUUAAACCUUUGCGAAAGGAACAAGCCAUUCCCCCCUCGGGGAGGUUGGCAGCCUUAACGUAACUCACGAUUGCUUCCUCUUUAAGACGAAGCACACUGCCUUCCCGCAAGAAGCGCGGGGUCUUUCGGGAAGCCGAGUUCUGCUCUGCGGCACCCUCUCGUUCCCUCUUCUACGGAUCAAUGUGCUUCACUGCAAUUCCCAGAAUGCAGCAUUCGAAAGAGUUCUCAGUUAAAGGGCCGGCCGCGCAGGAGGGGGUUGUCGUGGCAUAUGCAAGAGGUAACCAAUGGUAGUGGGCUCUUCAUAAACUGAUCUUAUACAGGGUUACUCAGAACUUGUGAAGACUCUCUUUGUAUUUUAUUUGUAUUUCUGAGUGGGGAAACCUUUGAUGGACUCUCUUCUGACAUCCUUAACAGUCCCCCAAGGCAGAGACUGGUUUUGUGUGGAUGGCCGGAGAAGCGAUGGAAUGGACAGUCAUUGUCCUAACAUGCCAGUAUAAGGACAGUGUCUUUGCCUUCCACAGAGAGCUCGAGGUCCGUCGGGAUCGGGGCACUCUGGGCCAGCGCCCCAUCUUGCUCACUGUUGAAGACCCCAAGGUCCAGGUUGGCAGUGGAGGGGCCACCCUCAAUGCUCUCCUUGUGGCAGCUGAGCAUCUGAGUGCUCGAGCCGGCUAUACGGUAGUCACAUCUGAUGUCUUGCAAAAGGCCCGGAUACUCAUCCUGCACAUGGGCCGGGACUUCUUGUUUGAUGACUGCAGCCGAGCAUUCACCUGUCUCCCCAUUGAGGAUCCUGCUGCCCCCAUUGAGGCACUCACCUGCAACCUGGACAGCCUGCUGGCUACCUUGACAUACCAGGUGUGCAAGGGAUCCCCGCCAGGUGUGUGGGUUUGCAGUACUGAUAUGCUUCUCUCGAUGCCUGCCUCAGCUGAGAUUGAUUGGGUUGGAUUUCGGGGUGCUAGAGUCAUUGCCGUGCCUGGAAGCAUCUCCUAUGCCCGGAAGCAUGGAGUCUACCUUGCCAAUGCUCAGGGAGUUGUGCAAGAUAUUCUCUACCAAUGCCCUGAAGAUCAGAUUCAGCAGUGCAUGGGAUUAGAUGGAAAAGUCCCAUUGGUCUGUGGAGUUGUCUUCUUCUCUGCAGAGACAGCAGAACAGCUUCUGGCUACCCACGUGGUUCCCCCCCUUGAUGCCUGCACCUACUUGGGCUUGGACUCUGGAGCACCACCCAUUCAGCUGUCCCUGUUCUUCGACAUCCUGUUGUGCAUGGCCCAGGGGGUGGCUGAAGAAGCCUUCGUGAAAGGCCAGAGCCCAGGAAUGGGCAGUGGAGAUACCCAGAAUGCAUCAGUGAUCAAGAACGCCCGAUCCGUGCUGUGGAAGGCACUCCAUACAGUCCCGCUCACUAUGGCGUACAUUCCUGGUGGAAGCUACAGCUACAUGAGCAUGUCAUCCAGUGACCAUAUCCUCCACUUAACAGCCCACGAUGGCAUGGCUCACAGCCAGUCCUUCUGCAAAGUGGCCCAUUCUGAUGUGGCUGAGCCACAACUCUUGGAAGAGGGCUGCUCGGUUACUAACAGCCUGCUCGAAGGAGCAGUGUCCUUGGGGCCAGGAAGUGCUAUUCAGCACUGUUGUUUGAAGGGUCCCUUGCAGAUCCGCUCUGGUUGUCUCCUCACUGGCCUGGAUGUGGCAUCCUCUGAGGACCUCAAGAGCCACGUGCUUGAGGAUGUGGUUGUUCAGGGACACGCUAUCAAACUGAGAAACAUUCCUUGCAAAGUGUUCACCUUGAGUGGGCGGCAUGACAACUGGCAGAGUCCUGCAGAGGAAAACGGCACCUACCUGAACAUGCCAUGGGAGGAGUUGUUCCGCAGGACAGGAAUACGAAACCAGGACCUUUGGAGCUCAGACACCCUCUCAAGCAGGUGCUGCCUGCUGAAUGCCCGCCUCUUUCCUGUGCUACAUGCCUCUGAACUGCUGGGCCUUGGGGACAUCAUGUGGCUCUUGGGUCCCCCCGGGGCUGGUCAACUGCAGCGCUGGCGAACUUCGUGGCGGAUGUCCUGGGAGGAGCUGCGGACCUGCCUGGACCAGGAGAAGGAGCUGGCCUCCCGCAAAGACCUCUUCUUCCUGCAGGCUCAGAGCAAGAUCCGAAAGGUUUUGACAGGGCACAGUGGCUGCAGCCUACUGCCACUGAUCCGCUCAGCUGUCAUUGAGGGCUACCAGGAGGCCUUGCUGAAGACAUUGGAUGAGGUUGCUUCCACAGCCAGUGAUCCUGGAGUAGCUGCUCGGACUCUCGCCUGCAUUGCUGAUGUGCUGGCCUGCAUGGCUAAAGGAGAAGGAGGCUUGCGGAGUGGCCCAGCGGCCAACAAGGCCUGGGCCCCAGCCUUCCAGCAGCUGGAGAAAGGCAACAUCUCUGAGGGCAUGAAGGAGCUUGCUAAGGAGAGGAAAAAAUGGCUGAGCAGGCCCGUCCUGCUGGUCCGCGCUGCUCGACAUUACGAAGGGGCGGAGCAGAUUCUCAUCCGCCAGGCGGUGAUGUCUUCAUGCCAAUUCAUCAGCGUCCAGCCAGUGGAGCUUCCUACCGUGGGCCGCUGGGUACUGGUGGAGUGUCCUGCCAGGAUAGACCUCUCUGGUGGCUGGAGCGACACGCCUCCGAUUACGUAUGAACAUGGUGGGGCUGUGGUGGAUGUUGCCAUCUUGGUAGACGGACACAGGCCUAUCGGUGCUCAGGCCCGGCGCAUUGCUGAGCCGGAGCUGCGGCUGGUUAGUGCCAGUGGUGGCGGGCUGGAAGGAGAGGUGGUGGUGAAGCUGGUGUGUCGGCACCUGGAGGACCUACAAGAUCACUGCCAGCCUCAUGCCCCAGGUGCCUUGCUGAAAGCCGCAUUCAUUUGCACCCAGAUUGUCACUCUCCAUUCCCAGAGGACCUUGCAAGAGCAGCUGGAGGAAUGCUUUGGAGGCGGGUUCGAACUUCGAACAUGGUCUCAUCUGCCUCACGGAUCAGGGUUGGGCACUAGCAGUAUCCUGGCAGGUGCUGUGAUAGCCGCAUUGUACAGAGUGUCGGGACACUCUACCAGCACUGAGUCCCUCAUUCAUGCAGUGUUACACCUGGAGCAAGUGCUUACCACAGGGGGUGGAUGGCAGGACCAGGUUGGUGGGCUGGUGCCAGGCCUUAAGAUUGGACGUUCGGAGGCCCGGCUACCGUUGAAGGUGGAGGUGGAACAGAUUGCAGUUCCUGAGGGUUUCAGGUGCAUCCUGAAUGAGCACUUGCUCCUACUGUACACGGGGAAGAUGCGCCUUGCCCGCAACCUGCUCCAGGAUGUUCUAAGGAACUGGUACGCCAGACUGCCCGCCAUUGUCCAGAAUGCCAAUGCGCUUGUGAGCAAUGCAGAGGAGUGUGCCCGGGCCCUUCAACAAGGGAACCUGGCUCUCCUGGGCAAAUGCAUGAGCAAUUACAGGCUGCAGAAGAAGGUCAUGGCCCCUGGGUGUGAGCCUUUGGUUGUCCAGCGCAUGAUGGAGGCGCUCCAGCCUCAUGUCUAUGGGCAGAGUCUGGCUGGUGCUGGAGGUGGUGGUUUUCUCUGCAUCUUAACAAAGCAGCCAAGGAUGCAGGAGGCAUUGCAAAGGGUCCUGGCAAAAACAGAGGGGCUGGGAAACUUCAGCAUCCACACAGUUGAAGUGGAUGCAGCUGGUUUCCAGAUGCAGCUUUUGGAAGAGGACCUCUCAUCCGUGGAGCAGUAGGCACUGCAGCUGCGGACACUUCUUGCACCUCUACCAGUGCCCCCAUUAUAUUUGACUUGAACGGCAGCCCUUGGAAGAGGAAGAGAGAUGCUUGCAAAGGAUGCUACCAUCAAAUCCACACACCCCACCUCCAAUAAAAUUAUUAGGCUCAGUCUGGAUGUGAUGAACCACAGUUGCCUCUCUCCAUCUUUCUGCCCCAUUGAAGGUGAGAAUCUCUAGACGUGGCUCAGGAAUUUACCUGGGAUUGACUGAAGGUCAGACACUACUGGCUUGAAGCUGUUGUCCAAAGUUGUUGAGGUGGCCUCUGAAGUUUUCCAAGUUUGCUGAAGCAGUGCUUCUGAUGACUUAGCUAUUUUCAAGUACCAUCAACUCAGUGGUUCUUCCUAAUGCCGCAACCCUUUAAUACAGUUCCUCAUGUUGUGGUGACCCCUAACCCUAACAUUUAUCCAUUUUACAGAUGGAAAAAAACUGAUGCAGAGAGUCUUAGGCGACCCCUGUGAAAGGGUCAUUUGAUCCUCAAAGGGGUCCCGACCCCCAGGUUGAGAACCACUGCAUUAACUGGUCUAUUUCCUCAUUAAGACCAUAAGCUGUAAAUAUUAAAUUUAUAAGUCCAGAAAGUCUCUCUCUUUUUUAGAAGUCAGUACACCUGCAGAGCUGACAUCUGUAGAUUUUUGAUGACUCAGAUUCUAAGCUGUUCAUCUUUAUUCUUAUUUUAUUAUAUUUUUACCCCGCAUCCCAACUGAAGAGUGAACAGUUCAAGGCUGCAAAGCGCUUCACAAGUGGAGCCUACAUCCUUUGCUGUCUGAUACAGCUUCUGUACUCACAUAUGCAUAAAGUUUUCCUUUAUGGUGUGUGAUUUAACAAUUUGAACCAAUGAGGAACACCUGGUGGCUGAAACAUAUUUGUUUUUAAAGAAUGUUUUUACUGUUUGUACUAUAUUAAAGAUUUGUUUAAUGUA
Messenger RNA from Sphaerodactylus townsendi, 5483 nucleotides. RefSeq names its product fucose kinase (gene FCSK). NCBI's taxonomy places the organism in Eukaryota, Metazoa, Chordata, Lepidosauria, Squamata, Sphaerodactylidae. Gene Ontology annotation, biological process: GDP-L-fucose salvage. The record is from RefSeq and is a predicted model, not a curated record. The transcript is spliced from 24 exons. Bases 1256 to 4525 code for a protein of 1089 amino acids. Gene Ontology annotation, molecular function: fucokinase activity; ATP binding.